AUGGAAACUCCUAAUUUUGUCUUCUUCUCCUUGCUUCUUCUCUUGACUAGUUCCACUAUAAGCUCAGCUCAACUUACUCGUGGUUUCUACAACAACGUAUGCCCCAAUGUGGAACAGUUGGUACGAUCUGCUGUUGUACAGAAUUUCCAACAGACUUUUGUGACUGCUCCUGCCACCCUUCGACUCUUCUUCCAUGAUUGCUUUGUGAGGGGUUGUGAUGCUUCGAUUAUGCUUGCAAACAGUAACGCAGAGAGGGAUCACCCUGAUGACAUAUCUCUAGCUGGGGAUGGCUUUGACACAGUGAUUAAAGCCAAGGAAGCUGUUGAUAGAGACCCCAACUGCCGAAACAAAGUCUAUUGUGCUGAUAUACUCGCUCUGGCUACUAGAGAUGUUGUAAAUUUGGCAGGGGGGCCACUUUAUAACGUUGAAUUGGGAAGGCGUGAUGGUAGAAUAUCUACUAUUGCCAGUGUUCAACGCCGUCUUCCUCACCCUGAUUUCAAUUUGGAUCAACUCAAUUCCAUGUUCAACUCUAAUGGCCUAUCUCAGACAGAUAUGAUUGCAUUAUCAGGUGCACACACAAUUGGAUUCUCUCACUGCAGCCGCUUCUCAAAACGAAUCUACAACUUCAGCCCCAGAGAUAGAAUCGAUCCAACACUAAAUUUACAAUAUGCUUUUCAGCUUAGACAGAUGUGCCCCUUAAAGGUUGAUCCUAGAAUUGCCAUAAACAUGGACCCUGUAACGCCUCAAAAGUUUGAUAACCAAUACUUCAAGAAUCUGGUGGAUGGAAAGGGUCUCUUCACCUCUGAUCAGGUGCUGUUUACAGAUGCAAGGUCAAAGGCCACAGUUAACUUGUUUGCAUCAAAUGAAGGAGAUUUUCAGAAUGCUUUUGUUGACGCAAUUACCAAGUUGGGAAGGGUUGGGGUUCUAACUGGAAAUCGCGGAGAAAUUAGGUUGGAUUGCACCAGGCCCAACUAG
Molecule: messenger RNA, 975 nt
Organism: Sphenostylis stenocarpa
Lineage: Eukaryota; Viridiplantae; Streptophyta; Magnoliopsida; Fabales; Fabaceae
Source: the annotation of a GenBank genome assembly